CUUUAUUCAAGCCCAUGUAUCAACCAACAGGACUCUUCAAGCUCACCGGAUUGGCGGUGGUUACUUUUUAUCUUUUAUUUUCUCCAAUUCAAGCCAUAGAUGUCACAUACUGCGAUAAGAAGGGGGAUUAUAAAGUAAAGGUCCAUGGAGUUGAGAUAAUACCUGACCCUGUAGUGACAGGCCAACCAGCCACUUUUAAAAUUUCUGCCUUUUCAGCUCAAGCUAUCCCUGGUGGGAAAGUGGUGAUUGACGUUUCUUACUUUGGAGUGCAUGUCCAUCAAGAAACACAUGAUCUUUGCCAAGAAUUGUCCUGUCCUGUUGCUGAAGGAGACUUUGUGCUGUCUCACACCCAGACUUUGCCUGGUUUCACUCCUCCAGGCUCUUACAAACUUAAGAUGACAAUGGAGGACAAGAACAACCAAAAGUUGUCUUGCUUUAGCUUCAAUUUCAAAAUCGGUUUUGGAUCGUUGAUCUCCGAUAGCUGAGCCAAAAAGCGUGCGAUGUAAUUGCGUGGUUGAAUAUAAGUUUUAGGUCUUUGUACAUAAAAACACUUACUGCUAUCCAAAGAAGUGUCCCAAACAGCGCGUUGUGUGUAGCAUAUAAAGACAGGGCCAUUGUUGUUGAAUGGUUUUACCGUUUACGAGUAAAUUAAAAUACUCAACUCCUAUCUUCUUCAGCUAAUAAUUCAAAGUUUUACCUUAUCAUCUUC
This is a messenger RNA of Pistacia vera, 709 nucleotides long. Its product is annotated as putative phosphatidylglycerol/phosphatidylinositol transfer protein DDB_G0282179. The coding region runs from base 15 to 485 and encodes 156 amino acids. The transcript has 4 exons. Gene Ontology annotation, biological process: intracellular sterol transport. The record is from RefSeq and is a predicted model, not a curated record. Gene Ontology annotation, molecular function: sterol binding. Lineage: Eukaryota; Viridiplantae; Streptophyta; Magnoliopsida; Sapindales; Anacardiaceae.